Molecule: messenger RNA, 1187 nt
Organism: Polistes canadensis
Lineage: Eukaryota; Metazoa; Arthropoda; Insecta; Hymenoptera; Vespidae
Product: ADP-ribosylation factor-like protein 16
Exons: 2
Coding region: 254-781 (175 amino acids)
Molecular function (GO): GTP binding; GTPase activity
Source: RefSeq, a predicted model, not a curated record
ACAAUUGCAUCGAAGUUCAUGAAAUAUAAUAAAAUAUCACUAUAUAGAAAACGAAUACUGAUAAUAUUCAUAGUUUUUUGCUUCAAUUAUCCCCAAGAACUCGUAUUGUGUUAGAUCAAUAUUUGUAUAUGUAUAUAUAUUCUUUUCAAAUCAAUAACACAUUCAAAGAAAAAUAUAUCUCUUUUGUAUAUAAAAAAUAUUUUAGUCUUAUAAAGUUAUCAUAAGGUUUUUAUUAUUUAGAAAAGAUAUAAACAUGUGUUUGUGUCUUGGUGCUUUCAAAUCUGGUAAAACACUCUUGCUGAAACGUCUUCAAGGUGACGAAAUAGACGAUGCCACCCACACAGUACCAACUAAUGGUAUCAAUUUAUUUACAAUUAAAAAUAAUACUGGUGAAUUUGAUAUAAUUGUUAGAGAAAUCGGUGGCAAUAUGGCACCGAUUUGGAAAUAUUACUACGACAAGGUUUAUAAAUUAAUUUUUGUCGUGGAUACUAGCAAUCUUUGCCAGAUAAGUGCAGCUGGUGUUUUAUUAUAUUCGGCAUUAGUUGAACCAAGAUUAAAACAUAUCAAAAUUGCAUUAAUUUUAAACAAAAUGGAUCUUUCUUAUAGACAAAUGAGGAAUGAAGCUCUUCUUAUGCUUCAAUUUGUACGUUUGAAGAAAGAAAUAACUCAAGAGAUAAUUGUAAUUGAAACUAGUGGAAUAACAGGACAAGGUCUUGAAGACUUACGUAAUUGGUUAUUUGAUCCAUAUACUUUAAAAACUGUAAAAAGUAUCAAUAGAUAAAUUAUAGCAAAACUAUACGAAAAAAUCAUAUCUCCAAAUUGAUGACUCUCUUUAUUUACACUAAAUCUUACAAAUAUGUAAUUUUAUUACUAUAAUUGUAUUAAAUUGUUAAACCAAUCAUUUUAUUACAAUGAGUCACUAAUAAGACAAAUAUUACAGUGUAGUAUUUAUACAGUUGAAAACUGUUACUAUAUUAACAUAGAUAGUAACGAUUAUUACCAUGUUUUAAUACGUUCACGCCGGCGUGCAUCACCGGUGAGCCGCACACGACUGUCCCAAGCAUAAUAUGAAUUUAAGCCCCGCCUUGUAGCGAAAAAUAUGAAAAUUGGUCCGGCGUGAACGUGUUACAACGAUGUGAAAUGAUGGAUAAGUAGAAUAAAUGAUAAAGCAUUGCAGUAAAGAUGAA